AGUCAGUGGUGUCUUACAAAUCGAAGACGUCAUUGUUUCUUAAUAGACAUCCGUCACAAGCUGUUGUCAAAUAAUUCACAUCGUAUUUUUACUUUUCACUCUAAAUAUCAAUAUUAUUAAACCAUGGGGUGUGAUGGAGGCACGAUCCCUAGAAGAGACGAAUUGGUUAGACUUAAAAAGAAGCCUGAACAGAAAGACAAGGAGUCCGAACUAGCCUACCGAUGGCGUCACUGUUCAAUCACUCAACAACCACUGCAAGAACCCAUAGUCAUGUGUGGCCUGGGCAGAUUGUACUCAAAACAGAAUGUCAUUGAACAUUUACUGGAAAAGGACAAAAUGCCCGGAUCUGCAUCGCAUAUCAAAAGCUUGAAGGAUGUGAAGAAUUUGCAACUGACCCCGAAUCCCGUAUACACAGAUUGCGACAAAACGGAAGGCAGCUUGGACGUUCGCUCGGCACCAUACAUUUGCAAAUUGAUUGGUUUGGAAAUGACCGGAAAAUUUCGUUUCGUUGCAUUGUGGACUUGUGGAUGUGUGUUUUCGGAACGAGCAUUGAAGGAAAUCAAAUCGAAAAACUGUUCUCUGUGUCAUACACCGUUCGCCGAAGAGGACGUCGUCAUUUUGAAUGGAAAUGAAGAGGACACCGACCUAAUGUUAUCGAAAAUGCAAGCCCGUACAGCCCGACAAAAGGCGGCCAAAAAGGAAAAAAAGGCGAAGAAUCAAACUAAAGAAAUAACUCAGACCGUGACGUCUGCAGAUCAGCAAUCCGUGGCGGGUUCUUCGGAACAAGCAGCUGUUGUUUUACCUACAUCAUCGCAUUCGAAUACAAAGCCUACACAUACUGUGAAGCCGAAUUUGAAACGAGAAGCGAAGAGCGACGCUUUGAUUGAUCCAGACAUUAAGAAACUGAAGGAUGGUGUUUUCAGUGUAGCUGAAGAUAAGAGUAAAACGGAGGUCUACAAGUCGCUUUUCACGUCGCAUAAAAGUGAACAAAAUCAGUCAAGAGCACAUUGGGUAACGUACAAUCCAUUCUAUAAUUAAAAAUGACUUGAAUUUUGCACUGUACAAUUUGGUUUCAGUAUACACUAAGCUAUUGUUCUUGAAUAUCAGAAAUAAAUGAGAUUUACAUGAAAAA
This is a messenger RNA of Bradysia coprophila, 1132 nucleotides long. RefSeq names its product replication termination factor 2. The record is from RefSeq and is a predicted model, not a curated record. Gene Ontology annotation, biological process: mitotic DNA replication termination. Gene Ontology annotation, cellular component: nucleus. NCBI's taxonomy places the organism in Eukaryota, Metazoa, Arthropoda, Insecta, Diptera, Sciaridae.